AUGACCAGGCCGCAAAUCUUGGUGGGAAUGGCUCUGGUGGCAUGCAUUCCUCACAGCGUGGAGGCCAUGCCGGCUUCCUUCAUUACUCAUGCUACUGGCCUUCACAAACCACACAACUUGCAUCGACAUUUCGGAGGACAAUGCCGCUCGGAUGCAGUAUGUAAACCGAUCCGGAGCCCAAGCAGCUUGAAGCUGCAAUCUAGUGGCGCAGCAGGAGGAGAUGCACAACGAAACAUCAGACAGGAACCGUUGUCGAGCUCACGGUUUCAAUCUUUGAUGCAAAGGGGGAUUCAGAUCUCAUUAGGAGCGGCUCUGAUAUUUGCUUUCGAGAGGAGCAUAUUUUUGUUGGGCAGGUAUUUAGGGCAAAGAAUCCCCUCGGCCCCAGUUGGAAUGCUACUCGUUUUCCUUAUUCUCCUAUCAAUCCAUGCAUUCAAUCCCGAUGCUUCGCAUAGAUUGACACAAUGGUUCGAGCCUUCUCUUCUCUUCUACAACAAAGGAGUGCCCCUGUUCUUCUCUCCUCCUCUUGUUCAGCUGCCUCUCUCUCUGGGAGCCAUCCCCUUCCUGAGCUCCGCAAAGCUCCUUCUGGUCAUUUUGUCCGGAACUGUUGUCUCGAUGAUCUUGACAGGUUUGGCAACGAAUUUUCUGGUUUCAAACAGCCCACACGAAGAGAGGCCCAAGGUUGUUUUGGAUCCAGACGAUAAAGAAACGCUCAUCCAGCCGCUCGAAAAAGUAGCUCCAAAGACCUCUCCAGUCUUGAAAGCUGCAAUGGUCAUGACUGUUGUCAGUGCAAUCAUUCAGAGCGACUUCUUGUUCUUAAUUUCGUUCAGUAUAGCAGCACUUCAGUUCGGAAAAACGUUCUCUCCAGAAAUCAGAACAUUCCUGCCUGCGAUUAUCACAUGCUCAGCUUUAACUUCUUCAAUGGUGUGCGCUCUUGGAUGGCUGCGACUGGAUGGAAAUUGGGUAGCUGCACUGCAGGCGUACAAGACCUCAAGUGGGGGAAUUCUCGGAGGCACCGGUGUUGGAGAUGUCACCUUUGCACUUGCAGCUCCUGCCAUUGUAGCCCUCGGCUUCCGACUUUAUGAGCAACGAUAUUUACUGAAGAGAAACAUCAUCCCCAUGCUCGGUGGAAGCGCAAUCACAGCAGUCCUCUCUGUUGCCUUCACUGCAUUGGCAAGCAAGCUGAUUCGCCUUCCAUCGGAGCUCGGUCUCAGCCUAGUGACUCGUUUUGUAACGCUUCCUAUGGCCGUUCCCAUCGUCGAAUCUGUUGGAGCGAACCUUGGCAUUGCUGCACUUGCAGUCUGUCUGCAGGGUAUUCUUGGAGCGACUUUUGGCACGAAGCUGCUUGAUCUUGUGGGAGUUCGCGAUACCAUCGCCAGAGGGGUGGCCAUGGGUGGAACCUCGCAUGCUCUAGGCACCGCAUCGGUUGCAUCUAGUGAGCCCAAGAUUUCGCCACCUUCUGCUGUUACGUUCCUACUAUCGGGCAGCUUUAUGGUGGCCUUCAUGCAAGUGACUUUCAUUAGAAACUUUGUCGUUGCGCUAUUUGCAUGA
Messenger RNA from Guillardia theta CCMP2712, 1548 nucleotides. RefSeq lists its product as hypothetical. The transcript has 7 exons. The record is from RefSeq and is a predicted model, not a curated record. The coding region runs from base 1 to 1548 and encodes 515 amino acids. Lineage: Eukaryota; Cryptophyceae; Pyrenomonadales; Geminigeraceae.